This is a messenger RNA of Paramecium pentaurelia, 1458 nucleotides long. The record is from the annotation of a GenBank genome assembly. NCBI's taxonomy places the organism in Eukaryota, Ciliophora, Oligohymenophorea, Peniculida, Parameciidae.
AUGAUGAAUAUUUUACGAAUUGCAGAUUUUUUUGGAGUGCCCUUUAUUCAAUAAAUCGAUUAAAAGUAAUCAAUUUACAAAAGUGCUUUUGGAGGAUUAAUUACUUUUCUUAUUUGUUCUGCAAGUUUGGGAUAUGCAAUUUGGGUGCUCUACUAAUGGUAGAACAAUUAGUUAAGUCCUAAGAUAUCUAAUUCAAUGUAUGUAUCAGAUUUUUCUCUAUUGGAUUUAAAUUAUGAUGUUCUCAAACUCUAUUAUUGGAGAAUUGAAGAAGAUUAUAUUGAUCCUUUUGAAUCUAAAAUAUUAAUUCCUUUAGUUAUGUACACAACUAAUUUUAGUUUUACAGAACUUUAAACUAUAAAUAAAUCAAAUGAAAUAUCUAAUGAUGGAUAACAAUAUUAUUUACCAAAAAUGAGCUUAGCAUUUUAAAAUAUAGAUGGUGUUAUAUAUACAACAUCUGAAAUGUACAUAUAAAUAGUUAAAUGUUCAGAAAUUUAUCUUAAUGAAAAUGAAAAAUGUGCAUCUGAGGAAUUAGUAGAGCAAUUCUUUUCAUAGCCUGUUAAUACAAUUAUUUUACAGUUACAUUAUAAAUAGUUGAAUUCUCGAGAUGGAACAGAAUAAACGAGUUAUUAAGAGUUUUACAUUUAAAUUGAACGAUAGAAUUGUUAUACACUUAAUACUUUUCUAUAAAGUAAUUUUUAUGAGGUUCAAGAUUCUUUUUUAUUUGGAUUUUCAAGAUAUAUUGAAUAUAUUAAUGGUGCAAUUAUAUAACCUUAAACAAAUUCAUUAGAAUUUUGUAAAUAAGGUUAUGGAAAUGAUGCUUUAGGUGUAAUUUUCUUAAUAAUGAAAGGAAAUCAAAUUAAAACUAUUUUUGAAUAUCCAAAUGCAGGUGAUCUAUUAGCUAAUAUUGGUUCAAUUGUAUCUGUAUUAUUUAUGAUCAAACAUGUUAUUAUCAUUUUCAACUAAUACUAUCUCAAUAAAAAAAUAUUGAAAGAAUUAAUAUAAAUCUAUUAUCCAGAAUUUAAAAAUAUCACUUUUAAAAAAAAUUGGAGAUAAAAAACCAUAAAAGUAUUUCAUAAUAAAUUAGAAGUAGAUUUGAAUUAAUUUAAAUUAUUUUAUAAGAAAAUAAAAACUUAGAUUUAACCAAAAUUAAGUUACAUCAAUUUAUUAUAUGAAAUGUCAAGAAUAUAUUUCAUUAUUAGAUCAUUUAAAUAUAGAGAAGAACUUAAACGAUCUCAUUAAAUAGGAAUUAAAAUUGAUCUGACAUAACCAAAAGAAUUUAUCGAUUCAGGUUUGAGCCCCAAUUUAAAAAAUAGAAUCUCAUUUACAGGAUAAUUGCUUAAUGAUGAUGAUACAGAUUUAUUAUCUUUUUAUAAUUAAAGUAGAGAAAAAAAUAAUAUAAUGAUUCCAGAUGAAAUUUACUUAGAAAAUGAUUUUUAUGAAAUUAAUAAAGUUUAUUGA